This is a messenger RNA of Spodoptera frugiperda (fall armyworm), 8332 nucleotides long. RefSeq names its product protein retinal degeneration B (gene rdgB). Gene Ontology annotation, cellular component: cytoplasm. The record is from RefSeq and is a predicted model, not a curated record. NCBI's taxonomy places the organism in Eukaryota, Metazoa, Arthropoda, Insecta, Lepidoptera, Noctuidae. The transcript has 2 exons. Gene Ontology annotation, biological process: phospholipid transport. The coding region runs from base 451 to 3966 and encodes 1171 amino acids. Gene Ontology annotation, molecular function: phosphatidylcholine binding; phosphatidylinositol binding; metal ion binding.
AGCGUUCCAAUCUACGAUCGCGCAUAUAGGAAAAUAAACUUUGCUAGCUGUAUACAAAGUAUAUUUAUUUACUUUACUCAUGGAACAGUGGAUAUGAUGUCGCAUUUUGUUUGUGAAAUAGUCUAACAUAGGUUGUGAUAUCGUGCAGGCGUGAAGUGUUUGCGACUGAUAUUUUUUUCUGUGGGCACAAUCGCUUCCCUUAUUUCUAUUGUGAGAUACUGAUGGUCGUAUGUACAACAUGAAAAGGAAUGGCACUUAGGCCAUAUUGACAUUACGAUCUCUAAAAUGUCAAAGUUCAUCCGUAGAUCCGUGCUUGGGAGGGAUGUGUUUUGUGAAAAACAGAAAUUAUUGAAUUAAAAAUUAUGUGUGAAGUGUAAUGUAGUGUUUCUACUAUUUGGAUCUGUUGAGAAUAUGUUUCAUUAUAUUGGAUGUUCGAAGUAGAUUACAAAAAUGUUGAUUAAAGAGUACCGGAUACCACUACCUCUCACUGUAGAGGAAUACAGGAUUGCACAGCUGUAUAUGAUAGCUAAAAAGAGCAGAGAGGAAAGUUCCGGUGAGGGUAGUGGUGUGGAGAUUUUAGUAAAUGAACCAUAUGAAGAUGGUCCUGGUGGAAAAGGUCAGUACACUCAGAAAAUUUAUCAUGUUGGUAGCCAUUUACCUGGCUGGUUUAAAAGUUUACUUCCAAAAUCUGCCUUAACAGUUUCCGAAGAAGCUUGGAACGCCUAUCCUUAUACAAAAACCAGAUACACAUGUCCAUUUGUUGAAAAAUUUUCAUUAGAAAUAGAAACUUAUUAUUAUUCUGAUAAUGGCCACCAAGAAAAUGUCUUCAAUCUAACUGGAAGUGAUUUAAAAAGUAGAAUAGUUGAUGUUAUUGAUGUUUGUAAAGAUCAGCUCUAUGGUGCUGACUACAUCAAAGAAGAGGAUCCUAAAUUAUUUCACUCACAAAAAUGUAAUAGAGGACCCCUUACUGAUAACUGGCUUGAAGAAUAUUGGAGUGAAGUACAAGGCAAACCUCAACCAUUGCCAAAUGGAAAGUCACUCAUGUGCGCUUAUAAGCUUUGUAAAGUUGAAUUCAGAUAUUGGGGUAUGCAAACAAAACUAGAAAAAUUUAUACAUGAUGUUGCAUUACGGAAAACUAUGUUAAGAGCCCAUCGUCAAGCGUGGGCAUGGCAAGAUGAAUGGUAUGGCCUUACAAUGGAUGAUAUAAGAGAGAUUGAGCGCCAGACACAACUGGCUUUGCAGAAGAAAAUGGCUGGUGAUACAAGUGAUGAACAAGAUCUCUCUGAAGAAAAUUCCAAGUCCCUGGCAGCUACAAUGAGCAGUUUGGAAAAGAAUGAAGAUGUUCCAACACCAAUGGUCACUAAGAAAAACACUGAAAAGAGAAUUCAAAAGCAUCUGACACCUGAAGGAACUCCACCAUCAGAACACAAAUCAUCUAAAACUAAUCUUAGAUCAUCUUCAUCUGGGUCUAUUAAAAGUUUGCAAGCACAAGCUGCUAACUGGAGAAUGGAAACUCUUGUUAGAGAAUCAGAAACAGAAACCGGUUCAGAAGAUGAGUUCUAUGACUGUGAAUCCUCAUUUAAUAAAUGGUCUUCCAUGUGUUCUCUUGAUGAAGCUGACAUUGACAUUUCACCAACACAAGGUGAUAACAGUCAAGAAGACAGUAUUUUUAAUCCUUCAUUCUUAAAACGCGUGACCUCUGAAAGAGGCUCGCGCAGAAUGCCUAACCUUCAGAGCCAUCCCAGUGUUGAUGGGUGCCCAGAGACUCCUGUUCAUAGUUCGUGUCCUACUACCGUUUUGAUACUUGUUUUUCAUGCUGGAAGUGUCUUAGAUGCUAAUGUAGAUAUGACAGCCAAAAAAUCUGAUGUCACCACUUUUAAAGGAGCUUUCGAAUCAGUCAUGCGACAACAUUAUCCAACGCUUAUUGGACACAUAGCUAUAAAACUGGUAUCAUGUCCAUCUAUUUGCACUGAAGCCUUGGGUGUACUGUCAACACUAAGUCCCUAUAGUUUCGAUUGUUCACCAUCAACUAUUGAAUCUCCAUCAUUGACAAACGAUCUUAUACCUAUUGGUGCUAUACCAUUAAUUGCCACUACAUCUCCAGACUACGCAGAGUCCGUUACAAAAACAAUUAACUCUGCAAACACCACAUACAGCGAAUUUCUGAGAUCUGAUGAUGGAAAAGGAUUUAAUGGACAAGUGUGCAUUGUUGGUGACAGUAUGGGUUCUGUGCUAGCGUAUGAUGCUCUUAUUAGAACUUUACAAUAUCAAUCUAGGCACGACAGUGAGAACAGCAUAUUAGAUACAGAAAUAACUAUCCCAAAUGAUCCAAUGGAACCGCAAUACCUCAAUAAGUCUCACUUACAAGCUCCGACUCCCAGGAGGCGCUCAUCUUCCACGAGUGACAACCACAUUAAAUUUGAAUUUGAAGUGAGUGACUUUUUCACUUUCGGUAGCCCCUUGUCACUAAUAUUAGCGUCAAGAAAAAUUUCUGACGACAAAUCUCGUGAUAUUAUGAAGCCACCCGUACAACAAGUAUUUAACUUGUUUCAUCCGACAGAUCCGGUUGCUUCAAGGCUGGAACCACUGCUUUCAGCUAGAUUCACUAAUUUACCACCAAUAAAUGUUGCUAGAUAUACAAAAUAUCCUUUAGGCAAUGGCCAGCCUUACCAUUUAAUGGAAUUGAUACAAAGUCAUCCUCAAUUAUUUGGAGAUCACUUGCAAAUGCCUCCAACUCCAGUUUUAAGAAGACUUUCAGAAGCAUCUGUACAAAGUACUGUUAGUGGCUUGGUAGAUAACAUUCCAUUGAUUACGAUGAAUGCGUUGCAGCAAAAAUGGUGGGGAUCCAAAAGACUAGAUUACGCUUUGUACUGUCCUGAAGGAUUAACCAAUUUUCCAACAAACGCUUUACCUCAUCUAUUUCAUGCCAGUUAUUGGGAGAGUUCUGAUGUCAUUGCUUUCAUAUUACGCCAAAUUGGUCAUUUUGAUUUAGCUCUCUACGGACACUCAGAUGAUAAAGAGUGUUCUAUGUUUAAACCUGGACAAGAAAGAGAAAAAUGGAUGAGAAAACGAACGUCAGUUAAAUUGAAAAAUGUUGCUGCAAACCACAGGGCCAACGACGUUAUCGUAAAAGAGGGAUGCCCGCAAACAUUUUCUGCACGUUUUAUGUACGGCCCAUUAGAUAUGAUAACGUUAACUGGCGAAAAAGUGGACAUAUACAUGAUGAAAGAUCCUCCAGCAGGUGAAUGGGCCAUGUUGUCGACUGUAGUAACUGAUAAGACUGGGAGGAUAACAUAUACAUUACCAGAAAGGCAAAGUGUGGCUUGCGGUAUAUAUCCAGUAAGAGUGGUGGUUCGAGGUGACCACACCAUGUGUAAUUUUCACCUAGCCGUUGUACCUCCACAAACCGAAUGCGUUGUGUUCAGUAUUGAUGGAUCUUUCACAGCUAGUGUGUCAGUUACUGGACGAGACCCGAAAGUAAGAGCUGGUGCUGUCGAUGUCGUAAGAUUUUGGCAAGAUCUUGGAUAUCUCAUUUUGUAUAUAACCGGGAGACCUGACAUGCAACAAAGAAAAGUAAUAUCGUGGCUGGCUGAACACAACUUCCCGCAUGGUUUAGUAUUUUUCUCUGACGGAUUUUCAACUGAUCCGUUAGGACAUAAGGCAGCACAUUUGAACAGCCUUAUAACUGAGCACGGCGUUAUUAUGCACGCUGCGUACGGGUCAGGAAAAGACAUUACUGUUUAUCAUAAUUGUGGACUUUCUCCAAAGCAAAUUUAUGCUAUUGGACGAAUAAGUAAAAAGUACAGCAAUAUGGCAACAACUCUUAACGACGGCUAUGCUUCACAUUUAGCUGAUCUAAAACAACCUGGAGCUUCGAGACCUGCUAGAGGAAAUGCUCGUCUGCUCGUGCCCAGGCGACUGUUAGCCCCCGUAAGCGGUGGGUCCACAUCACGAGUUCGUCGUUAAUUUAGCGUAAAUUUCUAAAAUAGUAUUCCUUAAAACGCUUGAUCUUCCUCGAGUUAGACAGUGUUUGUGAUAGGAUAGUGCUUCAUGUACAAUCGUCGUAAUAUUGUCAUCUUAUUUUUUAGAAUAUUAUUCUGCCCCAAAUACAUUGCUAUUGUUUUGGCAGACUUCAUCUGUAUGCACAUACUUUACCGAUUCUGGUUUGAUUAUAAUAUUGAUUCAGAUUUGUAUGCUGUAUAAACAAGUUUUAAAAUUAGAUUACCGGGAAUGAAGAAAACGCCCGUAAAUUGUUCGUCAUCAUACGUGUAUCUAAAUGUUGAAAUAUUGUAACGACUGUUUUAAUAUUCUAACUGUAAAAACUUGUUACGUACUUCUAUUAACUGAUCAUAAUGCAAAGUAAAAUAAAAGAAAAUUCAUAUUACAUAUUUAAAUGUUGCUAGUGUGUGACUGGAGGAGCGGAAUCUCUGCACAGAAUUUGUGUCAUGCUGUGCUGUUUUCUAGUCUAUUUGCCAUUCGUAGAACUAUACUUGCACUUUUAUUGAAGUUGAAUUAACUAUUCAAUAAAAUUAUUUAAUUUUCUGGUCUUACACGAAUGUUUAGACUACAAUCUUGUCUAGUAAUUUACGUCUCGAAAAACAUGUACAGUCCAAGGUAGACUUUUAGGUGACGUUUUGUUUAUGCAAUUGAUUACGUUUUCUAUCUGAGCAGUUUAUUUUUAUAGUUUUAUUAGUACGAAGUUUCAGAAUGAUUGUAACGUUACAUGAGAUGGAUGGAUAUAUUAAUUUAUUAGCAAAUUUUUCCAUUGUUUCUGACAUUGUGGUAAAGGUACACUUAAGUAGUGUUAAGACGUUGUAUAUCGCGUGAUAUUAUAUCUUGUUAUUUAUUUAUAGUUCGGAAUAGUUUGGAGAAUAUUAUAUUGAUAUUUUAUGCAUUUGCGAUUUACAACCCGACUACGGUGCGGAGGUGGUGUUUAUUACUUGCAAUGAGAUGUUUACCAUUCCCAAUUUUCAGUAUAAUAUCCCGGAUGUUUUAAUGGGAUACGAUGACUACUAACUAUACUGGUAGUUCCAUUUGUAUAUCAUCACCUUUGUGUAUAAUGCCGUAGUGGGGCUGUGAUCUAUUUUAGAAUAUUGAUGUUAGCUGAAGCCUGUAAUAUUGAUCAAAUUAGACUUUAUUAUAUUUAGAAAAAGUGUGUGUCCAAAACACUUCGUAUGUCGACGCCAUGUCGAGUUUUUAUUCAUUUUGCACAGUCAACUUAUAAGUCUGUGCGAUUAUAUUAAAUUCCUAUUUGAAAUUUCAAUUGUGAAGUGUAAAAUGUGUCAAGUAUUUUUAUCGUUGCCACUACUAGGCCGAUCAAUUAAAUUAUUGUUAUAAUUAUUGAAUAUCUGAAAUGAAUUAAAUGUCACAAAGAGUGUGUUUAAAAAAUAUUACUUAGUACCUAUAUUCUAAGGUUGAAAAUUAUUAAAUAACUGCGUGGGCAAUAUCUAAAUUCAAUUUAAAAUUUAAAUUAUAUAAUAUUUAUAAUUAUAUCGUUGAUAUUAUAAAUUAUAAGUACCUACCUAAUCCAGAUAAAUUUAUUUUUCUAGUUCACGAUUUGAGUUCUGAUGAACAUACCUAAAUGAAUAAUGAAAUAAUAUUAAUUAUAUUAUUACGUAUUAUAAAGUAAAUUGUAUAGUCUUUAUUAUUGUACAUUCCUAUUUCAGAGAUAUUUCUAUUGUUAUAUAUUUUAUUUAUUAAAUUAUUAUAAUAAUGAAUAUGUAACUAAACGUUUAAUAUAUUGUCUAAUGUUCUCAUUAAUAUAGGUUUAUUCGAAAGUUAACCAAUAUAUUUUCUUAACUCUGUAUGUAAAAACUUAUUUCGUCGUAUUGCGUUACCAUUAGGUACAAAUACUUUUUGUAUCGGUGUAUAACUAUACAUUGAAAAAUGUUAUGUACAUUAGCUGCAUACAUAAGUACUUAUUGCAUUAUUGGAAAAACAGAAAUUGUAUGUGCGCGUAACAAGAAGAAAUUACGUUCCGCUUUUCAUAAUUCUGUAUUGUAUUUCAUGGCUUAUCGUUAUAAUUCGUAAUUAGCUAAUUGCAUCUAAAAAUUAUGUACGCUAUAUUACAAUAAGUAUUUGAAUUUGUAGGUAAGAAGUAUACAUUUUUCCAAAGCUACAAUCAAUGUUCCGCGUGCAAAGAUUUAUUUUUCAGUGUUAGAGUUGUACGAAUCGGUUUGUAAUGCUAAAGACGGUGAUGGAUAUAAGUGCAGCCUAUAGAUAAGCAUGUAUAGCCACUUAUAUGGCUUCACGCGAGGUCGUCCAUUCUCUACCUAUCUAAAAUUAUCCGUUUCGUAUAAACCUGAAGCCCUGGCAUCAGUGUUAACGCGGGAGAAUAUGAUCUAUUUGAUGUUUCUAUCCGAAAGCUGUUACGUGUUGCGCAAAUAGUCAGCUAACGCAAAUACGCGAUGUAUUGCCGACACGAUACAAUGUGCAGACAUUUCCUAUCAAUCUCUAUAGUUUAUACCUACCUAACAUUAAACACACAAGAUACAAACAGAUAGCAGUCUAUUUACCUAUCACUAACACUACUUAAACUAAUUAACUUAAUUACUUUUAACGAUCUUAUUAAUUAACCAACGUGGAUCUCUGAAGGUCAAUUAUUCCAUCCUAGACUCCUUAAUCAGCUAGGACGGUGACUGAAAAUGUACUUAUAAUCUUCCAAACAUCCCCAAAUUGGUAGUGGUCUGUGCCAAGAUGAAUAUCCCUGCCUAAUAUAAACUGAUUUAAAUAUAAACGGUUUAAGAUCAAAGUGUUUAACCGUUUAUUUUUAUCCGUAUGAGGUCAGUUCGGUGUUAUAUAAUCUAGUAUUAACCGCUGUUCUACUUUUUACGUUUCAAUGGUCAACCAUUUCAUCCGCGAUAGUCAGCUUCCUAUUCUAUAUCGAUCGGUGCCUAGCCUGUUACAAUUCGUACUACAUUGUGUUCAUUUCGUAUCUAAUAGAAAACAGGUGCUUAUUCUCUCAACACGGGCAAUACGGGUACGAUAUGCUUUGUAAACAUUUCUAUGAAUUGAAAUAAGUACAUGUGGAGUACUUAUACAAGUUAUAUAUUUUAUCUCUUAUAUUGGACAAUCUCAUAAAUUGAUAAAUGCCUAGAUAAAAUAUUAACAUAGCCAAAACGAAGGUCAUUAACUUGGAUUAAACAAAAAAAGGUGGUGUAAGCGGUUGAGUUCACUUGAAACCGGUAAAUGUUAGUCAAGACGAGUUACUAAAUAACGUUACGAAGCUUAGGUGUAUCUGAUUGUGGUGGUUAACGACUUUUUGAUGACAUGCCUCAGAAUGUACAAGACCUACCUUCUCAGUUCAUAAUUAUGUGGAAGAUUGGUCUCGUGUCUUUCUAAAACUGAGGUCUAUCACUUUAUUAUUACUGAGUUACAAUUAUUAGUCACGUGGUAAUGUUCGCAUUGUUUCUGAAUUUGUAAUAUGAGGUGCUUUAUUUUUUUAGUCAUUUAUUGACUCUACCUUUAUGAAACAUUUCGCUUCGCAAAAAUUUCCUGUCUAUAGUCUUAUCCUGUCUUGUCUACCUAUUCUGUUCGUUGAAAUGUAAACCGGACACCACUAAUUUAAAAUUCUUUAAAAGUUUUUUUGAAGUAUUUUUUUCGUAGUCAUUCCAAAUUAGUAAUCUUAUCUGUAAUGGUUACAAAGCGAGGGGACAACACCUGAUAGCAUGGGCGUAACCAGUGGGAUGGGGGACUCGCCCUACCCUAGAACAUAAUAGAAAAGACAAGCGGAACGCGUUUGUCCAUUUGCGAUAUCAUGUUAUUUAAACAAACACAAUACCUAUAUGUAUUGUUACUUUGCAACGUAUUGUAUGGUGGAUAUCAGUACCUACUUAAUUAAUAUGACAGCUUAAUUACUGAACCCAAUUAGUAUCUAAUCUACCAGUGUAAUUUUUCCAAAAUGCAGUGCAAUUUUGCCCAUGAUGCAGUUGUGGCUUCCAAUCACAAAUAUAAUUUUAUUCGUCUUCAUUUUUCGAAUUUAUUUUAAUCCAUUUAUAAGUACAAACAAAGCGAUCUGAAAUCUAAUUAUAAAUAGGAAACAGGCGUUAUAUUUAAUCAGUAUUUUAAUAACUAAAUACCUACAUAGUUUCUUCAUUUGAUCAUUGAUUUAGAAUUUAAUGGUAUUACUUAAUAAGUAUUAUGAUAAAUGACUUAAUAAAUUAAUAUGUAUGUGUAUGUACCUGGUUUCUAAACCUAUACAGUUAGAGCUACGAUUAAAUGUAUUUAUUUGUACCUGUUAUUAUAAUUCAUUUCUUCUUCAUAUUAUGCUAGCUUCAAGUUCUUUUAUGAUGUAUGUACUAGUGUGUGGGAAAAUAAAUUAUUGUUGUUGGCA